AUGGACACCCUCGGCUACCCUUCGCCGCUGCCCACCACCUCAGAACCCGAAAACGCCUCGGCCUGGCUCCCGGAUGCCACCCUGGGAAACACAUCCGCGGCCCCGGGCGCGGCCGGACUGGCCGUCCGGGGCGUCCUCAUCCCGCUGGUCUACCUGGUGGUGUGCGUGGUGGGCCUGCUGGGCAACUCGCUGGUCAUCUACGUGGUCCUGCGGCACGCGGCCAGCCCGUCCGUCACCAACGUCUACAUCCUCAACCUGGCGCUGGCCGACGAGCUGUUCAUGCUGGGGCUGCCCUUCCUGGCCGCCCAGAACGCCCUGUCCUACUGGCCCUUCGGCUCCCUCAUGUGCCGCCUGGUCAUGGCCGUGGACGGCAUCAACCAGUUCACCAGCAUCUUCUGCCUCACGGUCAUGAGCGUGGACCGCUACCUGGCCGUGGUGCAUCCGGCCCGCUCGGCACGCUGGCGCACGGCCCCCGUGGCGCGGGCCGUCAGCGCGGCCGUGUGGGUGGCCUCGGCCGUGGUGGUGCUGCCCGUGGUGGUGUUCUCGGGCGUGCCGCGGGGCAUGAGCACCUGCCACAUGCAGUGGCCCGAGCCCGCGGCCGCCUGGCGCGCCGGCUUCAUCAUCUACACGGCGGCGCUGGGCUUCUUCGGGCCGCUGCUGGUCAUCUGCCUCUGCUACCUGCUCAUCGUGGUCAAGAUGCGCUCGGCGGGCCGGCGCGUGUGGGCGCCCUCGUCCCAGCGGCGGCGGCGCUCGGAGCGCCGGGUCACCCGCAUGGUGGUGGCCGUGGUGGCCCUCUUCGUCCUCUGCUGGAUGCCCUUCUAUGUGCUCAACAUCGUCAACGUGGUGUGCCCGCUGCCCGAGGAGCCCGCCCUCUUCGGCCUCUACUUCCUGGUGGUGGCACUGCCCUACGCCAACAGCUGUGCCAACCCCAUCCUCUACGGCUUCCUCUCCUACCGCUUCAAGCAGGGCUUCCGCCGGGUCCUGCUCCGGCCCUCCCGCCGGGUGCGAAGCCAGGAGCCCCCGGCCGGACCUCCGGAGAAGACAGAGGAGGAGGAGGAGGAGGAGGAGGAGGACGAGGAGGAGAACGAGGAGGGAGAGGGAGGUGGGGGCAAGGGGGCAGGGAAGCAGGGGAAAGCCAAGCAGAUGAACGGCCGGGUCAGCCAGAUCGCACAGCCUGGCACCAGCAGGCAGGAGCUGCCUCCCAGCGGUGUGCCCGGCAGGGAGCGGCAGUUCCUGCCCCAGGAGCCGUCUGCAGGGGAGAAGCCGGGCACCCUGCACAUCAGCUGUCUGUAG
Molecule: messenger RNA, 1293 nt
Organism: Pipistrellus nathusii (Nathusius's pipistrelle)
Lineage: Eukaryota; Metazoa; Chordata; Mammalia; Chiroptera; Vespertilionidae
Source: the annotation of a GenBank genome assembly